Sphaeramia orbicularis (orbiculate cardinalfish) is the source of this 1456-nucleotide messenger RNA. RefSeq names its product SPT3 homolog, SAGA and STAGA complex component (gene supt3h). The transcript has 12 exons. NCBI's taxonomy places the organism in Eukaryota, Metazoa, Chordata, Actinopteri, Kurtiformes, Apogonidae. The coding region runs from base 299 to 1363 and encodes 354 amino acids. Gene Ontology annotation, biological process: transcription by RNA polymerase II. Gene Ontology annotation, molecular function: transcription coactivator activity; protein heterodimerization activity. The record is from RefSeq and is a predicted model, not a curated record.
UUUUUUUUUUUUUAACUUAGCAGAGACGGUCUUUUUUUUUAUUCGGACUCUCUCCCUUUCUUUCUACUCCUGUCCGUCUUUCACGACUUUGUUUUCCGCAUUGUGUUGUUGUCACCGCAGUGUUUGAAUAGGAGGGAACUGCGCUGUAUUAUCAUUCAGAUUUUACUGCCGGAGGGGAAGUCACUGCGGUCACACCACCUGUGUUUGUGUGUGUGCAACCCCAUUCUGUGGACGCACUUUUCUACAUUUAGAGGGUCAUAUUAACUGGUUCAGGGUCGGCCUUAAGGUGGGUGUGGUUAUGAGCAGUCCCAUGGCUGGCUCCGCCUCCUCCAGUUCUAAAGACCGUCCAGUUUCCAGGACCAGCUUCAUCCCAGAACUACAGAGCAUGAUGUUUGCGUUGGGAGAUGCUCGGAGGCCUCUGCAUGAGACAGCUGCACUGGUUGAGGACAUUGUGCACACGCAGCUCAUUACCAUGCUGCAUCAGGCCUGUGAGGGGGCAGCACUCCGGGGGUCGAGGGUCAUUUCAGCUGAAGACAUUCUGUUCUUAAUGAGAAGAGACAAGAGGAAGGUGGCAAGGUUAUUAAAAUAUCUCCAGUUCAGAGAUUAUAAAUCCAAGCUACUCAAAAGUCUGGAAGAUGAUGAACCACAGCCAGACACGGACAGGUUUGGCAGUUCUGGUGUUGCCGGCGGUAACCAGCGAAGGCAACGGUUGGCUCAGGACUACCUGGUGUGGAUGGAUCAGACCGGAGAGCUCCUGUCAUUGGCAGAGAGACAGGAAAUCGACCCGGUCAAACAGGAGCGGAUGGAGCGGUUGGAGCGUCAGACGAGAACCAUGGACCAGGCCCAGUACGCCGAGUUCUGCGAGAGCCGACAUCUGAGCUUCGCUAAGAAAGCAUCAAAGUUUCGGGACUGGCUGGACUGCAGCAGCCUGGAGCUCAAACCUAACAGCAUCGCCAUGGAGAUCCUGUCGUACUUGGCGUAUGAGACGGUCGCCCAGAUUGUGGAUUUGUCUCUGCUGGUAAAGCAGGAAAUGACCGCAAAGACCAACCCAGUCAGUCAUGUGAUCUCUGCCAGCUACAUCCACUACAACACACAUGCAGAGGUAAAGAAGGAUCCAGACUCUCCAGAGGCCACACCCCCUUCAACUCCAGGCUCCUCCCACUCGGCCAAGCCCCUCCUACAAGGCAACGGCAGUGUGGAAAGCAGGGCAAGACAGAGGAAACGCAAAAAGAGUUGUCCGGCUGCAGUAGAACCUCCCAGUGGAGCCAUACAGCCCUGUCACAUCCGAGAGGCCAUCAGGAGAUACAACUACAGACACACAAAUGCUUAUUGGAGGAGUGGGAUGGCCUUCCUUGUUUGUUGAAGAUGCACCUCAUUUGAUAGACAACACAAACAUGCCUUUUUCUGCACAGGUUUGUCUUUUGUUUAGUUUUAAGAAAUAAACGCCUUUCAGUAA